ACUUCCGCUUUUGAGGUCACGUGGCCAUAUGUGUUACUAGCAUAGACUGUAUUAGCAGGUUUGCUAGCUCGUCUGAAUCCAGGUGCCGAAAUAUGAGUCAGAUUGAAGAACUGAAAGUGUUCGUCUCGGAGCGGCUCCACGCUGCUGCCUCAGAAAUAUUAGGAGCUAUUGACAAAACAAUGACGGUUUAUGAGGAGCAAACUUCCCGUCUGAAGGAGGACAACGAGCGGCAUCGCUCUCUGCUGGAUAUUAUCCUCAAAUCCAAGUUAGUGCAGACAGAAGAAUUUCAUGCCAACAAAAGCCUCCCUGCUGCUGCUGCUGCUGUGUCUGCUGUGUCUGCUGGCCCAUGUCCAUUAGACUCAGGAUUAAAACAAAAGGCCAGAGAGACUGCAUUCACAACUCCCAGUGACCUUCAGUGUGUCUUCACCUCGUGUGAAGACUUUCUAAAGUAUGCAUCCAAUGAGAACUGUCCCUACUGCCUCAAGAGAAUACAAGGCAACGAGACACAUUUGAUGAGAAGGCAUUAUUUAUUUGCAGUUCAUUUUCAGGAUGGCACUGAAAAGUUUGUUGUACCGUGCAUGUGCAAGGACAAGAUCCAGGGCAGAAGUCACUGGCACUGCCCAUACUGCAAAAAGAUCAUUUAUCGGAAAUGUAACUUUGAGGUCCACCUAUCUAAACAGCACGGUUAUGCAAUACUGCAGCAAAGUCAAGAUGCAGAGACCAAUCAACCCUCUGUCUCUGAGGAAGAGGUGCCACUGAGUCCUGAACCCUGGAGUCAUCAGGCCUCACUGCAGCUUCAUCUUAAAGAGGAAUCAGAGCAAGUGAGCUACUCAGAGGAGCAGUACUCUGAACAAGUGGACAGCAAAGGUCAGGUGAUAGAAAAUGAAAAAGGUCGAAUUGGAGAACAAAGCCAAGAACCGAAUCAUGCCCAAAACUCUACAUUCAACAUUGUCUGUGUGGACAGUUACAUCCAAGAUAUUAGUGAAAUCAGCAGCGUCAGAAGCAGCAGAGGACACAGUGUUCCUAAUUCUUCAACUUGGGCUGUGGAAACUCAGCCUGAUGAUGAGGUCAUUGAAACAGUGGAGCCAGCUGGGGACUUACAGCAGACCACUAAAGACAGUGCGAUUGCUGAGAAUGGAAGAUGCAUUAAGACUCAGGAGUGGAAGACGACCCAAACACAUCCGAGUAGAAAGGCACUCAACUCAAAGAGGAAAAUGCGUGUGAGGAGAUCUUUACCCCGCGUGAGUUUGAGCGUAAAAAAAUCAGCAGCACCACCUGCAGGUCAGAACCCCACAGAUUGUUUUUGCUGUAAGGCAUGUGGAAAGAUUUUCCACUACAUGUACACACUGAGGACACACGUGCAAACACACACAAAGGAUAAAAUCCCCAUUUGUGGGAUUUGUGGGAAACAUUUAGAGUCUACAGAAGGUUUGGUUCAACAUCUACAAAGCCACACCAGGAGAAACAAGUGCGGUACAUGUGGCAAACAGUUUUCUAGUUUAUCCCGCCUGAAACGACACCAGAGCUUUCACAGACCAAGAGGUCUAAAAGUCCUGACAUCAGUUUAAAUACCACAGCUGGGGUAAAUAAUACAGAGGUCCACAAAUACACCAAAACCUGCUGUGAUUAUUGGAAAGUGAAAAGUGGAAUCUAUUGUUUUAGAGAUGUCCAGACGUCCAGCUAUUGGGUGAAAGUCAGUGUUGAUAUUUACUGUGCAUUGUAUUCAUACUAUUGUUUUUUUUAGUAUUGUGACUUUUCCAAUUUUGUGGACUUAAAGUCCAGUAAAAGUCUGGUAAGUCAUAUUUCAUUUUGUAUAUUUCUUGCAUAAUCAGUUUGCAAAUAAAAUGAUUUAGGUGGAUACACUCGUAACAAGUACAUUUUAACUUUAAUAGAUGGAAACUGCAGUGCAAGAAAACAUUAGUCACAGGACCUAAUAAAGCCUGGUUAAUAUACAGCUUUGGAGUAUUAAUUAUUAGACCACUGUUUUCUGCCUCUUUUGUAUUUUUGGUGAAGCCACACUAAGCUUCCUUCUUGCGUUACAAUGGACAGCUGCUUUGCUGAUUUCAAGCCAGUUAGUGAUGGCUCUUUGUUGUAUCUGUCUCCAUUAAACACCAAGAUGACUAUC
Messenger RNA from Acanthochromis polyacanthus (spiny chromis), 2125 nucleotides. Its product is annotated as chorion transcription factor Cf2-like. The transcript is spliced from 7 exons. The record is from RefSeq and is a predicted model, not a curated record. Gene Ontology annotation, cellular component: nucleus. NCBI's taxonomy places the organism in Eukaryota, Metazoa, Chordata, Actinopteri, Pomacentridae. The coding region runs from base 93 to 1568 and encodes 491 amino acids.